Molecule: messenger RNA, 393 nt
Organism: Diaporthe citri
Lineage: Eukaryota; Fungi; Ascomycota; Sordariomycetes; Diaporthales; Diaporthaceae
Exons: 1
Coding region: 1-393 (130 amino acids)
Source: RefSeq, a predicted model, not a curated record
AUGAUUUCCAUCAACACAAUCACCAAGUUCGCCGCCCUCAUGGCCGCCACCCUCGGUGGAGCAGCCACUAUCGCCAACCGCUCUCCCGCUGAGAACACCGCGCUUGCCAGUUACAGCGGCGACAUGACCUACUUCUACCCGGGACUCGGUGCCUGUGGCCAGACGAACAACAACAACGACGCGGUUGCUGCUGUCAGCCCUGCUGUCUACGCCAGCGGCGGUGCCUGCGGCAAGACCGCGACCAUCCACUACAACGGCAAGAGCACCACUGUCAAGGUCGUCGACCUGUGCCCUGGCUGCUCCACCGGGAGCAUCGAUGUCAGCCCCACUGCCUUCCAGAAACUUGCUUCCCUCGAUGCCGGAAGGGUCCAAGUGACCUGGGAGCUCAACUAA